Molecule: messenger RNA, 150 nt
Organism: Peronospora matthiolae
Lineage: Eukaryota; Oomycota; Peronosporomycetes; Peronosporales; Peronosporaceae
Source: the annotation of a GenBank genome assembly
AUGUGGACGGCACUGAGCGCUUUCGAGGCCCGAUCGUGGUGCUUUGACAUCAAACAAGUGCCACCGGAGCGGGAACCUCCAGCGGAAUCGUCGCUCGAGGCCAACAUGUGGAUGAUGACAGCUGCGUGGCCGUUUGUCUCUGGUUACUAG